This is a messenger RNA of Anthonomus grandis grandis, 1632 nucleotides long. Its product is annotated as putative inorganic phosphate cotransporter. Gene Ontology annotation, cellular component: plasma membrane. The coding region runs from base 111 to 1556 and encodes 481 amino acids. The record is from RefSeq and is a predicted model, not a curated record. Gene Ontology annotation, molecular function: transmembrane transporter activity. Lineage: Eukaryota; Metazoa; Arthropoda; Insecta; Coleoptera; Curculionidae. The transcript is spliced from 8 exons. Gene Ontology annotation, biological process: monoatomic anion transport; transmembrane transport.
AAUUAUAAACUGUACAAAAAUCUAAAUAUAUAGAAGCCUAUGGUGUAACUGUAACCGUCACUAAUGAUUAUCAAAAAUUAUUGUCUUUUGAAAUAAAUCUCACGACUAAAAUGCCUCAUCGUCAAUCUGAAUAUACUUACGCCGUGGUAAAUCAGAACGAACAAAAUGGUGCGACUGAACAAGUUUCUUAUGAAAAAGAUGAAACUGCUUCACUUCCCCUUUUUGGAGUACGUCACUGGCAAAUCUUAAUACUGUUUGCUCUUAAUUUUGUAGCAUUUAGUUUUCGAUCAUGUCUUUCAGUUGCUAUAGUUCCAAUGACGAAUCCUUCUGUGAACGUAAAUCCUGAUGUACCAACCUAUCCUAAUUGGACUCAUAAAAAUGUAAUUCAUUCAGCGUUUUUGUGGGGAUACAUUUUACCACAAGUUCUGGCCGCCCAUAUGGCAAAAAAGUACGGACCUAAAUGGUUUUUAGUUGGCGCCAUGGCUAUCCAAAGCUUUUUAGGUGUAACAACUCCAUUUGUUGCUUCUCAUUUUGGAGAAGUCGGAAUAAUGAUCAGUAGAGCUCUACAAGGAUUUUGCCAAGGUUUCAUAUUUCCUUCUUUAUCGCAUUUGUUAAGCCGAUGGAUCCCAAUUCAAGCAAGGACACGAUGGAGUUCUGUAGUUUUUUCUGCUGGAAAAGCUGGCGCAGUAUUCUCAAUUAUAGCAACAGGACUAUUUGCCGCUAGCUGGAAUGGUUGGCCUAUGGCAUUCUAUUUUUAUGGACUGCUCGGUGCAGUUUGGUGCAUAUUCAUGAUACUCUUUGGCUACAAUGCUCCUAGUAAUUAUCCAAAAAUCAGUCAAGCAGAGAAAAAUUUUAUUGAGCAGAACACAGGACUUACCCAGGAACAUGUCAAGACACCAUGGAGAAAAAUAUUUAAAUCUGUUCCGGUAUGGGCCCUUUUAAUUGUUCAAGCUGGUAAUACUUAUUGCUUCUGGACAUUACUCACUCAAAUCCCAACAUACAUGAACUAUAUUAUGCAUUUUAAUAUGAAACAGAACGGCAUAUUGUCAAGUCUGCCCUAUCUAGCAUUUUGGCUAUUGGGAUUCGUCUUUGGACCAACAUCAGAUUUUUUAAUAAACAGAAAUAUUAUAUCUCGAGGAGUGGCUAGAAAAAUCUUUAAUUCUAUAGGUUUAGUGGUACCAGCAACAGCAUUAAUAAUACUAGGCUACACCAAAGAAGGACAUCAAAUACAAGGAGUUAUACUCCUAAUUGUAGCAGUGGGUAUCAACGCUGCAUGUUAUUCAGCUUUGAUGGUUAAUCAUAUUGACCUUUCUCCAAACCAUGCUGGUAUUCUUAUGGGUGUAUGCAAUGGGCUCUCUCAUAUUGCUGCUCUCUUGGCUCCUUUAGUUGUACAGUUUCUAGUAGUUGAUGUGAGAAAUCCAGAUCAAUGGAGACAGGUCUUUCUUAUCGCUGCUACUAUCAAUGUAUCUACGGCACUAAUUUAUGAUAUAUUUGGAUCUGGUGAGGUGCAGCCAUGGAACACAGAUGAAGAUAUUGAAUUAAAACAUAAAAAAUAAAGACUAAAGUAUUUAAACAUAGUAAAACUAAAUAUGUAUUUUAAUGAAAUAUUAAAUAAAAAAUAGAGCAACGAGA